GACUAAUGUCUUGACUCAGUAACCCAGUGAACUUGCUCAAAACACAAAAGCCCUUGAUUGAACAUCUCUCCUCAAACUACGACAAAACCCUCUCCUCCCCCAACCGCGAUUCCUCCACGCACCCAAUCAAACACCCUUCUUCCUCCUCCUCAACCCCUUUUUCAUACUCUGCCGUAUCUGCACCCAAGCCCCAUGGCCGCAUGCUCGUCCUAACCCGACCCAUCUCCAAACCCAAACCCGAUCCCACACCCCUUUCGCCUCAACAACUCCCACCUCAGAUCCGGUCCGGCUCCGGCUCCACCGUCUCGCCACCGGUUCUGAGCCAAGGAAGGGACAAGAAAGCUACUGUGUUGGUCUCUUCGCCGAAACCGGAUAAGUUCGUGCCUCCGCAUCUUAGACCGGGUUUUGUUGCCAAGGAGGACCGGCCGGGACCCGAUGUGAUCAGACCUCGGGAGGCGGGUCACAAGCAUUUUAGGCCUCUGGAUCGGUUUUGGGAAGAUGGGCGUCCCAAGUCGGGUGGUGACUCGAAUUUGGGUACCAUGAAUAGGCCCAGAUCGUCUGGCUGGAACCGGCCCAGUUCUAGUGGAUGACACAUGCACACAUAGAAGGUGGGAAGAGAUACUGGAAUGUAGAGACUGAAUUUGAAAACAGAUAAGCCCAAGUGUGUGUGGGGGGUGGGGGGUGGAAUUACUUUGCAACAGCUUAAUUUCUGCGUUAUUGAAGAUACAGAGCAAUCCCAAAAACCAGCAAUUUGAAUUCCUGACAAUGCCCUGUGGAUUGUUCAUACAUAGAGAACUUUACCCAAGGGCAUUUGAUUUUGAGAGUUCGAUCCCCUGAUAAAUAUGAUAGCCUCCAAGAUCUUUUUAAAAUUGUUGGGACCGUUGACUUAUGGCCUACUAUGAAUGUUAUCCCCAACUCUUCAUAUGAAAUGUAAGUCUUUUCAUUUGUUUUUGGUUUGUGAAGUAGUUAUUUGGUGCUGAUUUGCUUGCAUUUUAUUGUCCGAGUUACAUGUACUGCAAUUGGGAGAGCUUAUCGCCCUUAAAAGCUUCAA
Molecule: messenger RNA, 1051 nt
Organism: Fragaria vesca subsp. vesca
Lineage: Eukaryota; Viridiplantae; Streptophyta; Magnoliopsida; Rosales; Rosaceae
Exons: 2
Coding region: 201-590 (129 amino acids)
Source: RefSeq, a predicted model, not a curated record